GAGUGAAACUAUAAAACAGAAGUUACAAGGCACUUAAUGAUCUCAUACAUGCAAGUGUAACAUACACAGAUUAACACAUAGACGCGUAGACGCUUAGUGUAAACAAGGUAAAUAUAGCUAAUGCUAGCUGUGCAAUAAGCAUGUAUACAGGCUAGUAUGGCUAACGCUAGCAUGUAUGCUAACGCUACCGUGUAUGCUAACGCUAGCGCGAAUGCUAACGCAUUUUCUCAUUUUGUUUAAACAUCUCAUCACAUAAACACAAUACAUGUUACUAAUCCUUACAGUGUAAGUGCAAGGCUCACACUUACACUUACAGUCAUUGCUUUCUGACGGACUUGACCCUUUUACUCUUCAGGUUGCAAAGGAAAAUUAGAACCAGACCCAUUCCCAAACCGCCCCCUACACCCUACCCCUCCGUUUGCGCGUUCACGCGAAGGGUCCGCCAUAUUGAGGGCUGGUCCAAAGCAAUCAGGGCGGAGGCGUAGUGGGUUAUAAAAGCCUCCGACAGCGAGUUUGCAUGGAUGCAGGCUUGAUAAUCUCACUCCACAGGUGUGCAACCGUUUUUCGGGCAUGGAGGAAACAACGUCAUACAAAUGGACUGUGGUAAAAACCAAGGCACUUAUUGCAUUAAGGAUGGAAAAGGACGACCUGUUCUGCAAAAAACGCAAUGCUGCCAAAGAAGCAUGGGAGUCAAUCAUUAAGGAACUGGACCUUGGGCAACAUGUGUCUCACAAACAGGCCUCCAAGAAAUGUGAGAACCUAAAAAAGAAAUACAAGGAACUUAAAAGGCCAAGGACUGGAACAGGGACUGAUCAGGGGGAAGAAACCCCUGCAACAUGGCCCUUCUUCAUGGCCAUGGAUGAGGCCAUAGGUGCAAGGCCUUCAAUUAGUCCUCCUGUCCUUGUUGCCUCAGCCUUGGCAAACCCCACAAUCCUCUUUGAUCCGGAGGCUGCUUCCUGCCCCUCUUCCUUCCCCCCCCCAAAUGUGGCUGAUGAUCCAGACCCCUCACCACCCUCAUCACUGUCUGAGGCUGGAACCACCCAGCAGCCCCCCCCCAAAAAAAGAAAAGGUGCUAUGGGAGUGCUGGAGUGCCUAGAACGCGAGGCAGAAAAAGAGGACGAACGCCACAGAGCAAUAAUGCAGCACUCAGAUACAUUUCUAACCCUGUUCGAAAAAAUGGUCGACAAAAUGUGAUUUAUUUGUCCCCCCCCACCAUUGGCCAUUUCUAUGUUUGAUUAUUGAUGUUACUUAAAAGACUUGUUUUUGUUCGCUUGUAUUAUUUAUUUGGAAGACAAUAAACCUAAUUUAACGUACUGUCCUUCAUGUCUUCAAUAUUGUAUGGGAUAUAGUAAAUACAGGUAGACGGGUGAUGAAGGUGACAUUGCGUUUGCUUGAUUGUUAGAUGGCUACAUUGUUCUGUGUGGGUUUCAUAAUGUAGAAGGAAAAGUUUUGCACAAAGUAAUGUUGUGCACGGAACUAAAGUGUUUUUUCCAAAGUCUGAAGAUUAACCCUGAAUAUCAGCAUUUUAAAUAAAGAUAUGUCUGUGCGCUUCAUAGGUAUAAGGCAUUAAAAUAUACAUGACAUUUACGGUCUUAAUUGCUCAUGUCAAACCAUUUGCAGAGUU
Gymnodraco acuticeps is the source of this 1624-nucleotide messenger RNA. RefSeq lists its product as uncharacterized. Lineage: Eukaryota; Metazoa; Chordata; Actinopteri; Perciformes; Bathydraconidae. The record is from RefSeq and is a predicted model, not a curated record. The transcript has 4 exons. Bases 571 to 1194 code for a protein of 207 amino acids.